GUCGUGUUUGAUCAUGUCUGACAGAAGUAAAUACGCGAUUGGGUUGAGAUGCUACUGCAAACCUUCCCAUACUUUGUCUGCUUGGACUACGAAAGACAGGGUCGUAGGAACAGGGAGGUGAUGAUAUGCAGACGCAAAGUCAGGCGCCGAUCGCCAAGGACCCCAAGGGUUGCGUCUCUUAACAUUGUCGAUAUCGAAUAUGGGGGAUUUGACAUCCGACAAUCGGAUUCUUGAAUUGGUCUUUUUUCCAAUCAAUGGCUUUGCUAUGCCAUUAGGCUUUCUGGCAUCUCCGUCUUGGCUGAAGUCGCGAUCUGAAGCGCCCUCACCCGCCACCCGCGCGCAUAUCGUCGAAGGCAAAAAAAAGGUUGGUAGAGAUAGAAAUGCCUGGCCAACAGCCUUUUACAUGUGUUGUUCUAUCCUCAAAAGUUGCCGAGUACAUUGCCGAAUAUUCACAAAUCAUCAUUUUUGCACUUCACUCGAUCUUUCCAUGGUGAGAUUACACAGCUGCGACAGGCUACCGAACACACGAGGAGAAACAGUUCCAACAUGCGGGCGUCUCGAUCGAAGUGAAGAAGGAUCCCUUGGGGUUGAAGCGGGAAGAUUGCGUAUCAAAUUUGCGAUGCUAUCAAAGCAAGCUCUGAAUGAUGCGUUGGCACUGCUAGCUUGCUUCAAAUACUUGAUCGGCAAGUGGUUUAGUUUUGGCCGUUGGUUCCAAUGGCAGUCGACGAUCUCGAGAAGGCGCCGUGUUGUUUUGCCGAUUAGAGUUGGGAGGCAAACAAACUCCAAAAAAACAGGCCGGCAUAAAUCCUCUGUUGUCGAUUGUCGGCAUGGUAUCUAUCACUAGGCAAUCGAAGGCAAAGUCUGGCCGAGGUGCGUUACCGUGAGGAAAAGUAGAGACCUUCGGUGAAGCGACCUCGGCCAGAGUUCUUCACCGAGGAACUCCCCCAUGAGAAGCCGCGACCAAUCACAACCGCCCACCGAGAAAACCCCUGAUUUAUGUCAAGCCUCAGGCCAAAAGCAUGCCCUAGCCUGGACC
Molecule: messenger RNA, 1036 nt
Organism: Colletotrichum acutatum
Lineage: Eukaryota; Fungi; Ascomycota; Sordariomycetes; Glomerellales; Glomerellaceae
Exons: 2
Coding region: 200-844 (214 amino acids)
Source: RefSeq, a predicted model, not a curated record